Acanthopagrus latus (yellowfin seabream) is the source of this 4160-nucleotide messenger RNA. RefSeq names its product zinc finger and BTB domain containing 48 (gene zbtb48). The transcript is spliced from 11 exons. Bases 173 to 2503 code for a protein of 776 amino acids. Gene Ontology annotation, cellular component: nucleus. The record is from RefSeq and is a predicted model, not a curated record. Gene Ontology annotation, biological process: regulation of transcription by RNA polymerase II. NCBI's taxonomy places the organism in Eukaryota, Metazoa, Chordata, Actinopteri, Spariformes, Sparidae. Gene Ontology annotation, molecular function: RNA polymerase II transcription regulatory region sequence-specific DNA binding; protein binding; DNA-binding transcription factor activity, RNA polymerase II-specific.
CUUUUGCAGUUUUUUUUUAGGGGCCUAUAAGAAAACGAAAAAGAAGAAGCUGCAUGUUGCGGCUUUCCUAACUAUUAUUACUCUUCCAGCUCACCUGGAGCCGAUGCAGCUCCUCGAGCAGAUACGAGUGAACACCUGGUUUUCAUCGACUCCGCAGAUGUGAGUCUCCCAGAUGCAGCUCGCGGGUGCAGCAGCAGCAGUCCGCGGUGAAGCUGGAGGGAUGCCUGCAGCCGAGAGCAGCCAUGCACAGCGUGUCCUGGCCUCCCUGAACCAGCAGAGGGCGGUAGGGAGGUUCUGUGAUGCAGUCUUGAAUGUGGGAGGUGGGGUGGUCUACCUCGCCCACCGCAACAUCCUCGCCUGUUUCAGCGAACUGUUCCAGCAGCCCAGCAUGCCGGCCGCUCCCUGCAUGGAGUUCUGCCUGCAGCAGUGCCCAGACGACGGCCUGGAGCUGCUUCUGAACUUUGUCUACACCGGAGAGCUGAAGCUGGAUCCCGACAACCUGGAGAAGGUGCAGCACGCCGCCGCCAGCCUGUGUGUACCAGAAGCACUCGCACUCUGUCAGCAGUUCAAGGAAACCUCUGAGGAUCCCGCUCCUUUCAAGCGUAAGAGAGGCCGACCUAGAAAGUCGACAUCAGACGCCAACCCUCCCUGUUCAGUCAAGGAAGAGAACUUGCUCACAGGCACAACAGACAAUUCCAGCUUAGAACCCACCACAGCAACUUCUAGCAUCACCACCGCUUCCACCACCACCACCUGCAGUGCCACUGCGACCACCACCCGCUCUGGCCGGAUUGUGAAGGGCCCGAGGCGGCUGGUGACUGAUGAGAGUCCCUCCAAUGAUUUUACAGCCCCUGAUAAAUCCAGCAAGAGACCUUCAGGCGCUCCCACGGAGAGAGAAAGUGGUGAUGAUGCUGCAGAGAGCCAAAACCAAGAUCAGCCGACUGGUGAAACUGAGGUAACCGAGGCGCAGACUGAUGUGACUGACAACGGUGUCCGGCAGGCUGUUGAGGAGGUGGAAGAAGAAGACGAUGUGGGGGACUUUGAGGGCAUCGCUGAAGACACAGACGAGGAGUACGUGCCCAUUGAAGAGCCCAGUUCAUUAUCUCCAUCCACGUCGACGGUGCGGAAGCGCAAGGCCCAAAAAACUGACAAGAACGAGAACGGUGAGGCCGUGGGGGAAGACUCCAGGAAGGACUCUGUUCAGUGUCCCAUCUGUGACAAAUCCUUCAAGAGCAAAUACUAUCUCAAAGUCCACAACAGGCGACAUACAGGCGAGAGGCCGUUCGGCUGUGUGAAGUGUGGAAAGAGAUACUUCAGGAAGGAGAAUCUGUUAAUACACGAGGUCAGAGACUGUGCCAAAGUACAGACGUACACCUGCGUGACGUGCUCCGCGACGUUCGGUGGAAAAGAAGAGCUGCGUGUGCACGUCGUCUCCCACACAGGAGACAUGCCGCACAAGUGUACAACGUGUCCUGAACAGUUCAUGCACAAGAAAAACUUGACGAAUCACAUGAUGAAGGUCCACGGGUAUCCAAAACCACACGCAUGUCCACAGUGCCCCAAAACCUUCUUAACACGGACGGAGCUGCGUGUGCACGAAGCGGCCAAACAUCGAGGCGAGAAGCCGUUCGUGUGCGAGGAGUGCGGCCACCGAGCGUCGAGUCGGAACGGCCUGCAGAUGCACAUCAAAGCCAUUCACAGGAACGAGCGGCCUUUUGUUUGUAACUUAUGUGGCCAUGCGUUCUCCCAGAAGAACAACCUGAACAUGCACCUGCGUAUACACAGCGGGGAGAGGCCGUACCAGUGUCACCUCUGUGGCAAAACCUUCAGGACACAAGCCAGCCUAGAUAAACACAACCGGACACACACCGGCGAGCGUCCUUUCAGCUGUGAUAUUUGUGAUCAGCGCUUCACUGAGAAAGGCGCCCUCGUCCGCCACAAGGCCAGCAAGCACGAGGAGGGCCGACCCCACUGCUGCCACAUCUGUGGCAAAACCUUCAAAGCGAGGGAGCAGCUUCGUGUUCACCUGCGUCGCCACAAGGGCAUGAGGAAGUUUGAGUGUGUUGAUUGUGGAUACAAGUUCACUCGACAGGCACACCUACGACGACACAUUCAGAUCCACAAACGCACCGAGAACUACAACCCCCGGCAGAGAAAACUGAGGAACGUGAUCGUGCAGGAUGUGGACCGGAGUUCUGGUGAGAACGAGGCGACUGACGCAGGCGAGACAGAUUCCUUCGCAGACACCAUCCAGGAAGCCACAAACCCGGGACCUGAGUCCGGGAACGGCCUCGGCUCUAGCUGCAUAGUGAGGGUGGUGAUUGGGUCGGGCAACGCGGGGAUGGAGGAGGUGGUGUCCAACCAGAACCUGGGACAUGUCGCGGCAGCCGAGAGUUUCUCGGUGCCAGAGGUCCUGCAGCAAACACAGCUGGUCCCCGAGGCAUACGAGUCCUCGAUGGACAUGGAGGGAAUGGUUGAGAAUAUAUCAGAGAGUAAGACCUGAACACUGAAAGACCAGACUGUUACUGUGAAGACCGCUUCCUGAAUAAGACCUUAAAUGUGAUUUAAGAGAUGCUGGGGCAGAGCUGAAGAUAAAGGAACCACAUCAGAGUGAGCUACUGUUGAGUCUCUGACUGCAGGAGAGGAGCAGCGAUGAUCCGUCGUGCUUUAUUAGUUUACACAGUAAGAGAGCUGCAUGCUUGUGACGGCUGCUUGAAUGUGAAAUAAUGUUUGCGGCUUGUUUUAUUAAGCCUCUUUUCAUCAAUGUGCCUACUGCAGCCCUCAAAGACGUCUCGGUUUUGUUACCGAAGGGAAAUACAGUCACUCAUUCUGGCUCAGAGUCAGAUGAGAAGAUGGUUACCACUCUCACAUCCCCUCGGCGUCCUCGGCAACAAUGCCGUCCGCCUAAAGAUAUUAGCAUAGCUGCAGCUAGCGUCGGUUAUCAGAGCUGGAGAGUAUGUUUAAUUGAAAGGAGAUAAAAAAGAACUGCACUGCGAGCUUUUCUUGAUGGAAAAGAUGAGUUUGCUCUCCUCCCGACUGCCUUUAGUAAGAGUCUGAUUCAGUGCUCUCCUACUGUUUUAUCUGAUUGGUUGAAGUUAGCCCGUCAUGUACUGAUGGUUCGUCCAAUCACCUGCCAAGUAUUUUUUGAAAGUGCCUCCUCUUUUCAUUUAACCGUCUAGCUGCUCCUUUCAGUGUUCUCUGUUAGCUUAUAUUAGCUUAGCACAAAAACCUAAAACAGGGAAAUGAUAACAAGAACUGCCGUUGGAAGCGACCGCUACCUGGAGCUUCACAAUCUGAGUUCCUGCCCAUAAUUCACCUUAAAUUAUUUUCCCCUAUAACCUCUCUCAACAUUUUUAUUUAAUUUUUUGUACAUAUGAAACAAACAAUAUAUAACGUCCUAAUGAGAGAGCUGUAGUUUAGUAAAGCUGGUGGCCAGGCUAGCCGUUUCUCUGCUCCCAGUUUUCAUGCUAAGCUAAACUAAACCCAAACAGAUGAGAGUGGUAUCAAUCUUUUUAUCUCUCAGCACAGAACAAACAAGCAUAUUUGUCAAUGUCAAACUUUUGCUUUGAGACUCUGACUAGAGGAGAUGUUGAUUAUUUUCAUUGUAGAGAUCUUGGUUUAAAGGUGCCCUGUUGUCUUUCUGACUACUAGUAUAACGUGGGUAGCAACAAUCAUGCAUAGAUUAAACAUAGAUACAAAUAAUUUCAAAUUAGCUUUACAGAUAUUCACUUUUGCAGAAGGAAAUACAUUCAACUCAUCUGUUAGAUCUAAAUAUAAAUGUAAAGUGUUUUUUGUGAGGAUCACUUAAUGUAAAUGCUCAUUUUGUUUGUUGACUCCAUGGGGCACCUUUAUAAUGUGUGGUAGUGUUUGCUUUACCAUCUCCUCAGUGAACAUGUGGGAACAGACGCACAUUCUUUACAGUCAUCAGAACAUUCUUACUUGGAAUUAAGACGCUACACAGGUUAAUGCUUUAGUGUUAAAAUAUUCAGCUUUAUAUAAGUGGACACAUCAGCUUCCUCUCGCUAUUCAUAACAAACUAAACACAUUUGUCUUUUCACUCUCAGCAACAACUACUGUCCAUCGUUUGUAAGAAAUACGUUUAGCAACCUGCUAACAAAGCUCAUCAAAUGUGACUCUGCAAAAUAAAACUUUCAGACCUG